Merops nubicus (carmine bee-eater) is the source of this 582-nucleotide messenger RNA. Its product is annotated as glycerol-3-phosphate dehydrogenase, mitochondrial-like. Gene Ontology annotation, biological process: glycerol-3-phosphate metabolic process. Gene Ontology annotation, cellular component: glycerol-3-phosphate dehydrogenase (FAD) complex; mitochondrion. The record is from RefSeq and is a predicted model, not a curated record. NCBI's taxonomy places the organism in Eukaryota, Metazoa, Chordata, Aves, Coraciiformes, Meropidae. The transcript is spliced from 5 exons. The annotation marks the transcript as partial. Gene Ontology annotation, molecular function: glycerol-3-phosphate dehydrogenase (quinone) activity; calcium ion binding.
GUGGCUCAGCAUCUGGCUUCAACAUAUGGUGACAAGGCUUUUGAGGUGGCUAAAAUAGCCCAAGUUACAGGAAAGAGAUGGCCUAUCGUUGGGAAACGUCUUGUGUCUGAAUUCCCUUAUAUAGAAGCUGAGGUGGUGUAUGGGGUGAAGGAGUACGCCCGCACCGCCGUGGACAUCAUCUCCCGCCGCACCCGCCUGGCCUUCCUCAACGUGCAGGCUGCAGAGGAGGCCCUGCCAAGGAUCGUGGACAUCAUGGGGAAGGAACUCAACUGGAGUGAGCAGAAAAAGAAGGAAGAACUUGAGGCUGCUAAGAAAUUUCUCUAUUACGAAAUGGGCUACAAAGUAAAAUCAGAUCAAUUAACAGACAGCUCUGAAAUCAGUCUAGCACCUUCAGAUAUUGAAAGGUACAAGAAGCGAUUCCACAUGUUUGACAAGGAGAAGAAAGGGUUUAUUACCAUCCUGGAUGUGCAGCGUGUCUUGCAGAGCAUCAGCGUGCAGAUUGCUGAAAACACACUCCACGAGAUCCUGAAUGAAGUGGAUCUGAACAAAAACGGGCAGGUGGAGCUCAACGAGUUUUUGCAG